AGUAUAGUCACUGUCUUGCCUUCUUUAUAGUUGCAUCAAUAUGCUGGGACCAAUCCUCAGAGAUUUUGAUACCCAGGGACUUGAAACUGCUCACUCUCUCCACUUCUGAUCCUUCUGAUGAUUGGCAUGUGUUUCUUUGUCUUACCCUUCCUGAAGUCCACAAUCAUCUUACUGACGUUGAGUGGAAGGUUGUUGCUGCGACACCACUCCACUAGUUGGCAUAUCUCGCUCCUAUACGCCCUCUCGUCACCACCUGAUUCUACCAACAAUAGUUGUAACAUCAGCAAAUUUAUAGAUGGUAUUUGAGCUAUGCCUAGCCACACAGUCAUGGGUAUAUAGACAGUAGAGCAGUGGGCUAAGCACACACCCCUGAGGUGCGUCAGCAAGGAGGAGUAUUAUACCAAUCCACACAGAUUGUGGUCUUCCGGUUAGUAAGUCGAGGAUCCAAUUGCAGAGGGAGGUACAGAGGCCCAGGUUCUGAAACUUAUCAAUCAGGAUUUUGGGAAUGAUGGUAUAAAAUGCUGAGCUAUAGUUGAUGAACAGCAUCCUGAUGUAGGUGUUUGUGUUGUCCUGGUGAUCUAAGGCCGUGUAAAGAGUCAUUAAGAUUGUGUCUGCUGUUGACCUAUUGUGGCAAUAGGCAAACUGCAGUGGGUCCAUGUCCUUGCUGAGGCAGGAGUUCAGUCUAGUGAUGACCAGCCUCUCAAAGCAUUUCAUCGCUGUAGAUGUGAGUGCUACUGGGCGAUAGUCAUUAAGACAGCCACAAUAUUCUUCUUAGGCACUGGUAUCAUUGUCGCCUUUUUGAAGCAAGUGGGAACAGCCUCGUGUGUGGCACCUUGGCAAAGGCCUUCUGAAAAUCCAAGUACUGUACACAACAUCAACCUUUCUCUAUCCUGCUGGUUAUUUCUUCAAAGAAUUCCAACAGAUUUGUUAGGUGUUGAUUUUCCCUUGUGGAAAUCCUGCUGACUACAGCCUAUUUUACCAUGUGUCUCCUAGUACCUUGAGACCUCAUCCUUAAUAAUCAGCUCCAACAUCUUUCCAACCACCGAGGUCAGAAUAACAGGCCUAUAGUUCCCUUUCUUCUGCGUCUCUCCCUCAUUGAAAAGUAUAGUGACAUUUGCAAUUUUCCAGUCUUCCAGAACCAUUCCAGAAUCCAGUGAUCUUGAAGGAUCAUUACCGAUGCCUGGACAACGGUAACAGGGUGUACACCAUCUGGUCCAGGACCUGCUCUCUCCCCAUUACUACCAUCAGGGAGGAGGUACACGCACUCAAUGCUUCAGAAACCGCUUCUUCCCCUCUGCCAUCGGAUUUCUGCAUCCACAAUGAACCCAUGAACUCUUAAUAUCCCUAAACACAAGAGAUUCUGCAGACGCUGGAAAUCCAGAGAAACACACACAAAAUGCUGGAGGAACUCAGCAGGUCAGGCAGCAUCGAUGGAAACGAGUGUUUAUGGCUGUGACCCUUCAUCAGAACUGACCUGCUGAGUUCCUCCAGCAUUUUGCGGGUGCUACCUUGGCAUUCCCUUCUUUUUCGCGCUAUUUAUUUUGUAAUCUAUAGUAAUUUUAUGUCCGUACUGCACCGCUGUUGCAAAGUUUACGUCAUCAGAGAGAAUAAAUUCAGCUGCAAUGGUUCCGGUUUUGCAGGUGUGAUUUGCAGUUGCGGGUGGAAGAGAACCGGACCGGCAAGGUUUUUUUUAAACUUCAGGACAAGCAGCUGCGAGGCCGCUGGGCAUGUGACAGGAAAUCAGACCGCCCAGCCGACCCUGGCUGCGAGGAGCUGGGAACGUCGGCAAGCCCUGACUUGGAGACUCUGUAUGUCGACAGCGGUCGCGGCGUGACCCUCGCUGAAUCAGAGCGCAAUCCUCGCCCCGUCUGUAGAACCCGAGGUGAACAGCCUGGUUGCCAUGGCAGCAGACGGGCCCCAGGCCUUGGCCAAGGUCAGCAGCAUGGCAAUGCUGGAUGCGGCGGAGGACGCCAGGAAGGACCUGGAGCUGAUCAUGAAGCCGUACGCUAACUGGGAGGAGUUUCUGACGCCGGGGCCCCUCUCCAUUGCCGUCCUGGGCGAGCUGAUCUUCAUCUCUGCGGCAGAGGCCUUCCAGGUGAAGCUGGGCACAGUGGGUGGUUCGUCACGGUCCCUGCGGCAGCCAGAUUCUUUCCACGCCUGCCUGAUGCAGGUGAGCGACCAGGGAUGGAAAGCCUUCCAGCAGGCCCACAAGAAGAUGGACCAGAUCCGCCUGUACACAAUGACGGCCCCCAAGCACCUGGCCAGCGCGGUCCAAGUUCUGGCCCGCCCACCCAGUGUGGUCAAGGCCAUGUUGCCCAGUCGGCUGAACAGCCUGAGGAAGGUGGCUGAGCAGUGCCAGGGCUUGGCGGCGUCUGUCGAGGGGGAGUUUGCCUCGCUGAUGGACCUGGUGCAGGAGCUGCUGGAGCUGUGUGCCGCCUCCCGCACGGAGUGCCACCGCCAGGCCAAGGAGGUCGGCCAGGCGCUGGAGGAGGCUCGGGCGCGGAAGGUGGCAGCCGAGAGGGACAAAGGGCGGCUGGAGGCCCAGUUUGUUGAAGCCUGUGCCGGGAUGGAGGAGACGCGUGCCCUGUACCGGAAAGCUGUGCGGGCCAUCCCGAGCGGGAAGAACCUAGUGGGGGUCUACGUGACCCAGUCCCUGCUGGACCUCACCAGCAGCCUGGCCACUGAACUGGUGGCGGCGGGCUUGACUGAGCCCGUAGGCCUGGCCCUGGAGAUCACUGAUGUGGCCACGCAGCACUUCAAGAAGAAGCUGCAGAACAAGAAGGCGGAGGCCAAGGGGGACGGGGGCCCCGGGAGCUCUGUGGGACUCUGUCUGAGAGCCAUGGAGAUGGUGAUGGGCAGCGCGCUGCUCCAGGACCUGGUGUCAGACGGUGGGACCCUGGACCCGGAAAAGCUGGGCACCACCCCCUCGGACAGUGGUGCCAUGUUCCAGAGCAGCAUGGAUCAGCUGAAGCAGGAGAAGGAGGGAGACACCAGGAAUGCUGGCCUGGAGCUGUGCCAGGUUGGCAUCGAUCUGUGCCAGCGGCUGGAGCAGCUUGGCCAGGCUGAGAAGCCCAGCGAGGCCCAGCUGCGGGACCUGGCCUCCUCCUUGCAGGAGCAGAACACCAAGGUGCAGGCGUAUCUGUUGGACGUCAAGAAGUCAAUCAAGGCUCCUGCCAUUGCACCACAGCCGCCCAAUCUGAGCAGUGCCGCUGGGGAGGAGAAGGUGGAGCAGUUGCAGGAGGGACUGUCCAAGAUGGUGCUGGAGCAGGCCUGCUUCAGGGUGGAGCAAGCCAAGUGUCAGCUGGAUAUCAGCAGGGAGAACUACCAGAAGGUAGCCGAGAGCAAGGAGAAGGUGACCAAGGAGCUCGAUGAGGUGCUGCUGACCAUGAAGAGGUGCCAGGUGAAGGAGAUAGACUAUGACACCACCCUCAAGCUGCUGGUGACAGGUCUGGGUGCCCUGAGCCAGGUCAAGGCGCAGUGGGCAAAGAUGACCAACUUCUUCCAGAUGAUGUCUAACCUGAUCCAGGUCUCCCUCAAUGAUGCCGUCACCCAGUUUGCCAGCGACAGCGAGGGCUGUGAGCUGAUCCCCGGCUACACCCAGGAUGCUUUCGUCAAGGAUAUGAUCUACACCGAGGCCUUCCAGGCCUGCAGUGUGGCCAGCCUCUGCCACCUCAUCGCCAGCACUUACGUCGAUGUCUCCGCGAAGCACCUGAUGGACCAGGUCACCAGCCUGGAGGCCUACAUCAGCCUGAGCCCCUCGGACCCCCUCUUCAACGUGGAGCGCACCAAGUUCCAGGAGGGCUACACAGUUGCCCAGGAGGCCGUCAGGCAGCUGGUCUUGAAGAACAAGGAGGAGUUUGAGGCCCAGAUACAGCAGAGGAUUGACCGCAUCAACUCGACGCUGCAAGAGGUCACACCUUUGGCAAUGAAGCAGUAGGUCACAUUUGCCCAGCACUGUCUCCCCGCAACCCCACCCCACCCCCAGCAGCCAGCCCUCCACUGGAGUGUGAAUGAGCUGCCCUGCAGUGCAAACCCAUGUGAAGCCUUGCCUUGUGCACUGCGCACUGAGCGGGUCAACACACGGUUGCUCAUGGUCCCCUCCCUCCUUCCCCCGUCCGCCAGAUAAUGCCUUGGGGUUCUGUGCACAGACUGACAGAUAUGAAGACUCCUUGGUGCUGGGAGCUCAGCGCACACACCACUGUCCCUUCUCAGCAGGUGCCAGGGGUUGUCUGGACAUCCUAUGGCAGCGGACGGCUUCCAAUAAUUCCCAAGAAAGAAGCCCAAUAGCUUUAUGUGUCAUGUGUACAUUGAAACAUCGAAGCAUACAGCAAAAUGUAUCGUACUGCGUCGGGUCAAAUCAGCGAGGGUUGUGCAGGGGUAGCCCCCAAAUGCCACCAUACACCUGGUGCCAACAUAGCGUGCCCACAAAUGACCAACCCUAAUCCAUCCAUUUUGUAUUGAGGGAGGCCACUUGGAGGAAAGCCCGCACGGUCACAGCGAGAGCAUACAAACUCCUCAAAGGCAGCAGCGAGAAUUGAAACCUGAUCUUCAUUGUGAAGGGGUGUGCUGACCGCUACUCGGCUGUGCUGUCCCUCUUGUAAUGACCCAGCUGGACGUCCCAUUGGACGUCCCUCCUCCUGAUUCACGAUGGGGCAGAGUUUUGUUUUACAGAUACAAAUGGAUUUGAUCCUCCAGGAUGUGUUCACCCCAUUGCUUGUAGCAUUGAAUAAGGUCUUGCACAGUUCCCCCUUGCCAAGGGAAGACAUGCUGUGUCCUGGUUUAGGCAGGCGUAACAGCAGCGUAAUCAUCACUGAGUCAGACCCAAGGCACUGCCCAGCAUUUCCACAGCAGCUCUUGUGUCCUGGAGAGAUCCCUGUGCUCUACUGCUGCAAAAGUACUUCCCAAUUUAGACACGGUUGCAAUGUCAGCUUGGCAGCAGAGGUUCUAGGCAUGUGGCAUUGAUUUGGAAAAUGUCGGGGGAACUCUGCAUUCUGGAGGCGAGACUGUGGGAACCUUUGCAGAGACAGAUCCCAUGGGCAAAGUCACAGUAGAAUGGGCCAUCUAUCAGUUUGUUCGUCGCCCCAUUGAAACGCAUUAACAGCCAACGCGCACAAGGAUGUGCAGUGGACAAAUGUCGCCACGCUUCACUGCCAGCAGCCACCACUGAAGUAGCAACCCAGCAGAGUGCUGUUGGUCACACCGUACCCUGUGACUGAAUGAUUAACUCCAGGAAACCAUGUGACAAUCCCAGCCGAAGUGUCAGGACACCUCGAGGUCGACACGGGCCUACCGUCCGUGUGAGUUGGAGAGGAGAUGUGAUGGAGUAUCAAAUUUACAAAGGUAAACUGUAGAAGACACAUUGGUGGGGCUGGGUGAACUGUGACCACAUCAUCACCCAGUUCUGCGAAAGCACGACUUUUUAAACUCCCCUCAGCAUUCCCGCACCAAGCUGUUUGACCUCGGCCUUCCCCAGUGCCAGAGUGAGGCGAAGCUCAAAUUGGAGGGAUAUCUGGAAUGUACUCUGGGUACUUGGAAAUGCUGGUUCCAGCCUCUCUGAAAAUGUAGAAAUACGGCAAAACGAUUAUUUGCUCCCAACAUGAAAGUGGACCACAGAAUGUGCAUCUCUGUCUCCAAAGGAAUACUUAAAUAAAUAAUCUAAAGGCACUUCUCUCUUAUUAU
Hypanus sabinus (Atlantic stingray) is the source of this 5679-nucleotide messenger RNA. RefSeq lists its product as uncharacterized. The transcript has 3 exons. The coding region runs from base 1901 to 3937 and encodes 678 amino acids. The record is from RefSeq and is a predicted model, not a curated record. NCBI's taxonomy places the organism in Eukaryota, Metazoa, Chordata, Chondrichthyes, Myliobatiformes, Dasyatidae.